GGACCUUCCUCCCACGCGGCCCUUAUUUCCCACACUACCCCGCGCUUCUUCCUUCUUUCUCUCUCUCGCUUUCGGCCUCUUCCGGUCGGUGGAGUGCCUGUUAGCGCAGGCUGCGGUGUAAAGAUGGCUAAGUCUAAGAACCAUACCACCCACAACCAGUCAAGAAAGUGGCACAGAAAUGGCAUCAAGAAACCUAGGUCACAGAGAUACGAGUCUCUGAAAGGGGUUGACCCCAAGUUUCUGAGAAACAUGCGCUUUGCCAAGAAACACAACAAGAAGGGACUGAAGAAGAUGCAGGCCAACAAUGCCAAAGCCAUCAAGGCCCGAGCAGAAGCCAUCAAAGCCCUGAGCACCAAGGUCUCCAAGGCCAAGCUCCUCAGGCACAAGAUGCCCAAGAUCCCCAAGGCCGGUGCCCGGCGUGCUGGCCUCAAGAUGGCCACCAAGCGUCCAGGCCCUAGGGUCGGCAUCAAACGCCCAGGCCCCAAGAUCACAAAGCCUGCCUCUAAGGUUGCCAGGACCACUGACCCCAAGGCCGCCAAGUCUGCCGACAAGGUCAGUAAAUCUGAUCCCAAGGCUGCCAAGUCCGGCCCCAAGGCUGCCAAGUCCGGCCCCAAGGCUGCCAAGGUCGGCCCCAAGGCAGCCAAGUUCGGCCCCAAGGCAGCCAAGUCCGGCCCCAAGGCAGCCAAGGUCGGCCCCAAGGCAGCCAAGUUCGGCCCCAAGGCAGCCAAGUCCGGCCCCAAGGCAGCCAAGUUCGGCCCCAAGGCAGCCAAGUCCGGCCCCAAGGUAGCCAAGUCCGAUCCCAAGGCUGCUAAGCCCGAUCCCAAGGCUGCUAAGCCUGCUGAGUCCAAACCCAAAGAUGCUGAGGCUAAAGCUGCAAGUCCCAAGCCUUCAAAAUAGAUGCUUCAUUCAGGACAGAAGGACUUGUUUAAACCCUCAAAACACCCAUUUUUCUCAACUUGUAUGGUUAUUCACUGUUUUGUACAAAUAAAGGAAAUGGUGAGUCAUCA
Messenger RNA from Dromiciops gliroides (monito del monte), 1007 nucleotides. RefSeq names its product ribosomal protein L29 (gene RPL29). Lineage: Eukaryota; Metazoa; Chordata; Mammalia; Microbiotheria; Microbiotheriidae. Bases 124 to 897 code for a protein of 257 amino acids. Gene Ontology annotation, biological process: cytoplasmic translation. Gene Ontology annotation, molecular function: structural constituent of ribosome. The record is from RefSeq and is a predicted model, not a curated record. The transcript is spliced from 4 exons. Gene Ontology annotation, cellular component: ribosome; cytosolic large ribosomal subunit.